UCUUGCUUGCCUUCCCUUUUCAACGGGACGACGGUUCCUCUUCGCGUCGAUCGUGUCCUCUUCUUGAGACGUCUCCACUCUCCAGGGGGAAAGAAAAAUCAAGCUCGUGGCGACAUGGGUAGCACCAGCAACAGGGGCGGAGGCGGCGCCGGGGAGGAGAGCGGCAGCGACCACGACGGCGGGAUGCGGAAGCCGUUGCUGGUCGUCAACACGGGCAGCUGGUACCGGAUGAGCUCGCGGCAGUCCAGCGUCGCCCCCGGGGCCUCCUCCAUGGCCGUCCUUCGCGAGUCCCACGUCUCCGCCUUCCUCUGCACGCUCAUCGUCGCGCUCGGGCCCAUCCAGUUCGGCUUCACCAGCGGCUUCUCCUCGCCCACCCAGGACGCCAUGGUUCGGGACCUCAGACUCUCCAUCUCGGAGUUCUCGGCGUUCGGCUCGCUGUCCAACGUCGGCGCCAUGGUCGGGGCGAUUGCCAGCGGGCAGAUGGCCGAGCACAUUGGUCGCAAAGGGUCACUGAUGAUCGCUGCAAUCCCAAAUAUCAUCGGUUGGCUUGCGAUCUCCUUCGCAAAAGACGCCUCGUUUCUGUAUAUGGGAAGAUUGCUUGAAGGAUUCGGUGUCGGCAUUAUAUCCUAUACGGUACCAGUAUACAUAGCAGAGAUAUCUCCUCAGAACAUGAGAGGAGCUCUUGGUUCCGUGAACCAGUUGUCUGUAACCCUCGGUAUAUUGUUGGCCUAUUUGCUCGGCAUGUUUGUUCCAUGGAGGCUUCUUGCAGUGAUGGGAGCCUUGCCGUGCACAGUGUUGAUUCCUGGCCUUUUCUUCAUUCCAGAAUCUCCAAGAUGGCUGGCAAAGAUGAAUUUGAUGGAAGAUUGUGAGACUUCCCUACAAGUGCUGAGGGGGUUUGAAACUGACAUCACUGCAGAAGUGAAUGAUAUAAAGAGGGCAGUGAAAUCAGCGAGCAAAAGGACUACAAUCAGUUUUCAAGAGUUAAACCAAAAGAAAUACCGCACGCCCCUAAUUCUAGGGAUUGGCCUACUUGUACUGCAAAAUUUAAGUGGAAUCAACGGUAUACUGUUUUAUGCAAGUAACAUCUUCAAAGCUGCAGGGGUUACAAACAGCGACUUGGCCACCUGUUCGCUCGGAGCUAUCCAGGUUCUUGCCACAGGAGUUACAACAUGGUUGUUAGACAGAGCUGGGCGGCGCAUCCUUCUUAUUAUUUCUACUUCCGGGAUGACUCUAUGCCUUCUUGCUGUUUCUGUUGUUUCUUUUCUCAAGGAUAACAUUUCACAUGAUUCAAACACAUACUACAUCUUAAGUAUGAUCUCCUUGGUCGCUCUCGUGGCUUUGGUCAUUGCCUUCUCCUUCGGUAUGGGUGCCAUUCCCUGGCUUAUGAUGUCUGAGAUCCUCCCGGUUAGCAUCAAGAGUCUUGGAGGAAGCUUUGCGACACUGGCAGCCUGGUUGACAUCAUUUGCUAUAACAAUGACAGCAAAUUUGAUGCUCACCUGGAGCGUUGGAGGCACUUUCCUCUCCUACAUGAUUGUGAGCGCCUUCACUCUGGUUUUCGUUGUCCUUUGGGUGCCAGAGACAAAGGGCAGAACUCUAGAGGAGAUCCAAUGGUCGUUUCGCUGAGGUUUACACGCAUUAAGCAGAUGCAAUCACCCAAUGAUUCUUCGAGUUUUUCUCCUGGAAGGCAACGGUUGAUUCGUGCAACUGGAAAUUUUGGGUAUUCCUCCCAGCACAAAUACUAGGUGAAGGCCACGGAUUCUUUCUGUUCAUACGCCAGUUUGUACAUUCUUGUGCAAUGCUGUGAAAAUACAUGUAAAUGCUGGGGCAUUGACUCUUACCAAAUUGCUCUCCUGCCUUAAGUAUUGUAUAAGAUCAAGAGUGCAUUGUCAAAGUUGUAUGUAAAAAACAGGAGUGAUCAGUCUCAAGAAAGUAUCUUUGAGGCCUGUC
Panicum virgatum (switchgrass) is the source of this 1947-nucleotide messenger RNA. Its product is annotated as sugar transporter ERD6-like 4. Lineage: Eukaryota; Viridiplantae; Streptophyta; Magnoliopsida; Poales; Poaceae. Gene Ontology annotation, molecular function: sugar transmembrane transporter activity. Gene Ontology annotation, cellular component: membrane. The coding region runs from base 115 to 1623 and encodes 502 amino acids. The transcript has 17 exons. Gene Ontology annotation, biological process: transmembrane transport; carbohydrate transport. The record is from RefSeq and is a predicted model, not a curated record.